Molecule: messenger RNA, 504 nt
Organism: Saccoglossus kowalevskii
Lineage: Eukaryota; Metazoa; Hemichordata; Enteropneusta; Harrimaniidae
Product: UDP-galactose:fucoside alpha-3-galactosyltransferase-like
Cellular component (GO): Golgi apparatus
Molecular function (GO): glycosyltransferase activity
Source: RefSeq, a predicted model, not a curated record
AUGACUGAAUCCGAUGCUGUGUGGUUUGGAAACCCUCUUCGUUUUUUCCGUAAACUGAUACAUCCAUCAGAUAUGCACGUUAAUGUCGCAAAUUACGCUAAAGGGGAUGGUUUCUGCGCUUGUUUCUUGUUUCUAAACGCGACAAGAGCGACACAAAGAGUGUGGAAUACAUUGACCAUGAGACUAGGAAACCGUAUGAGCACGUUUGAAGACGGACUAGAAAAUAUUGGUGGCAAAGGUUCGGAACAAGUAAUGUUAUCGAACAUCGCAAUUCGUGAAGACCCAAUCGAACUGAACUAUCUAUCCAAAGACAGAUUUGUCAGCGGGCAGUGGUACAAUAACGUAGAAAUGCAACACAACCUCACUCCAGUUGUUCUGCAAAACAACUAUGUUAUUGGCAACACGAACAAAAUCAGAAGAGCUAAAAAAUGGGGACACUGGUUUUUAUCACGUGAUAUGAUGGAAUGUAUAGCCAAUGCAUGUCAAAUAAAUAAGGCGAUUUAA